Molecule: messenger RNA, 735 nt
Organism: Miscanthus lutarioriparius
Lineage: Eukaryota; Viridiplantae; Streptophyta; Magnoliopsida; Poales; Poaceae
Source: the annotation of a GenBank genome assembly
AUGGCGGCUGCAUCAGCCACCCGCCGCGGCCUCUCCGCGCUCCUCCUCUCCUCCUCCCGCGCGCUCCCCCGCCGCCUGGCCCCCCUCGCCGCCGCGGCUGCUUCAGCCCACAUCGCCCCGUGGCCGUGGGCCCUUCUCGCGUCGCGCGGAGCCAGGACCGCGUCGUCCGGGUACUCGCCGCUGAACGACCCGUCCCCGAACUGGAGCAACCGCCCGCCCAAGGAGACGAUCCUUCUCGACGGCUGUGACUACGAGCACUGGCUCAUCGUCAUGGAGUUCCCCACCGACCCCAAGCCCUCCGAGGAGGAGAUGGUCGCGGCCUACGUCAAGACCCUCGCGGCCGUCCUCGGAAGUGAGGAGGAAGCAAAGAAGAAAAUCUACUCAGUGUGCACUUCAACAUACACAGGGUUUGGUGCAUUGAUUUCAGAGGAGUUAUCGUACAAAGUUAAAGGAUUGCCGGGAGUCCUUUGGGUUUUACCUGAUUCAUAUCUGGAUGUUCCUAACAAGGACUACGGAGGCGAUCUGUUCGUAGAUGGCAAAGUCAUACACAGACCUCAGUUCCGAUUCAAUGAGAGACAGCAGGUAAGGAGUAAGCCUCGUCCUCGCUACGACAGACGCCGUGAGGUUGUCCAAGUGGAGCGGAGGGAGACAAUGCAAAGAGGCCCUUCGACGCAGCAGCAGAGGCCGCCAUUUCCACAGCAGGCUACACAGAAUCAAGAGCAGAGCCAGGAGUAG